Molecule: messenger RNA, 4191 nt
Organism: Xiphophorus couchianus (Monterrey platyfish)
Lineage: Eukaryota; Metazoa; Chordata; Actinopteri; Cyprinodontiformes; Poeciliidae
Gene: slc4a1ap
Product: solute carrier family 4 member 1 adaptor protein
Exons: 14
Coding region: 49-2313 (754 amino acids)
Molecular function (GO): protein binding
Source: RefSeq, a predicted model, not a curated record
CCAAAUAAACCUUGACGCUUCCUCCGUGCUAACAGACGUGAGGAAAAUAUGGAGGAAGAAACACAGUCAGAAUUGGAAACGAAGGAACAUUUAGACACUGAAGAGGGGAACAAGCCCACAGAGAAAGAAGAAACCAAAUCUGAUACAGAGAUAGGGGAUACCUUUAAAAAGCCGGCUAUUUUCGCGGCACCAUCUCUUGCUACCAAACGUAUAAACACCGUAGCAGAAAACAAGGUGGACAAUGUGUGUGAAGCUGCCACCGAUGCUGCUGCUGCUGGAGAAAAAGAGCGAAAAGAUGACAGAGAUGUCGACAAGACAAAAAAACAAGAAGUUAAGGCGAAGGCAGCUCCUGUCCAAGCUGGGAAGUUCCCCCCUCUUCCAUACACAGAGCCCCCCUGGGGGGGUCCUCCACCAGAAUCCCCCUACGCACUGGAAAUCCUCAAAAACGGCACCAUAGUGGACACUGUUACCCUGACCCACCGGAGCUACUUUGUGGUCGGGAGGCUACCUGUGUGUGACGUCUCACUGGAGCACCCGUCCAUCUCCAGGUAUCAUGCGGUGAUCCAGUACCGAGGCCACACCGGGGAGGAGGGCUGCGUGGGUGAGGAGAGGGGCUUCUAUGUCCACGACCUGGGCAGCACACACGGCACGGUGGUCAACAAGAACAGGAUCCCCCCGAAGACCUACAUCAGACUGAAGGUGGGACACGUGUUGAAGUUUGGAGGAAGCACCCGGCUGUUUAUACUGCAGGGUCCGGAGUCUGAUGAGGAAGAGGAGUCUGAGCUGACGGUGACGGAGCUGAGGGAGCGAGCCCGCAAACAGAGAGCAGAGCUUGAGAAGAGGAUGAUGGGAGACCUCUCUGACGGAGAGGAGGAUGAGGAAAAUGGCGAAGGCAAAAAGAGCCAGAGUGAAGCAUCAAAGGAAGACUCUGGAUGCACGUGGGGAAUGGAAGAAGAUGCAGCUCCAGAGGAAGACGAGAACGAGGAAAACCCCUUCUCAACCGAGUUCCACGAAGACCAGGAGGCAGCUUACCUGAAAGACCCGAAGAAGGCUCUGCAGGGAUUCUACGACAGAGAGGGCGAGGAACUGGAGUUUGAAUACGAAGACAAAAAUCAUGGCACGUGGCUCUGCAGGAUAAAGCUGCCAGUGGACGACGCCUUGGGCCGACAGCUGGUUGCAGAAGUGACGCACACGGGGAAGAAGAAGGAGGCAGCCGUCCAGUGCUGCCUGGAGGCCUGCCGGAUGCUGGAGGCCAGAGGGCUGCUGAGGCAGGAAGCAGUCUCACGCAAACGAAAGAAGAAAAACUGGGAGGACGAGGACUACUACGACAGCGACGACGACACUUUCCUGGAUCGGACCGGCACAGUGGAGAGGAAGAGGCAGGAGCGAAUGAAAAAGGCCGGGAAGAUCGAGGAGCGGACUGAGACCUACGAGUCUUUGGUGGCCAAGCUGUCCUCUGUGGAGAAGGAGCUGGCAGACGCUCAGAAAAGGCUAAGUAGCGGUAGACAAGGCUCUUCGGCCUCCUCCACGGAGGACUCGCUGGACGCCUUCAUGACGGCGGUGAGGAGCGAGGCUGCGAUGGACGGCGUGGAGCGCAGGAAGCUCCACGUACACGUGGCCGACCUGCGCAAAGAGGCCCAGCGGCUCCGGAGACUGGUGGAUCUGACUCGGCCGGCGCAGAUGCCCUCGCUGCUCCCCGGUGGAAGCUCUGAGGCGGAGAAACCCAAGAAGAGCUUACCGCUGUUUGGAGCCAUGAAGGGAGGAAGCAAAUUCAAACUGAAGACAGGAACCAUAGGGAAGCUGCCUCCCAAGCGGCCCAACCUGCCCGCUGAGCUCUUCAACAUGAAAGAGCUUCCACCCACAGGGGAGGAAGAGGAGGAAGAGGAGGAGAGAGAAGAGGGAAAAGAGGAGGAGGCGGCGGCAGAUAGGAGUAAAGAUGAUGGAGAGGAAUGCAGCACCACCCAAACUAAAUCUGACUGUGAAGAAUCCAGCAUUCCUCUGGGUCAGCAGAAAGACUCAGAGGAGGUCAAAGAGCAAAAGCUGAAGAAGAGCAAUAAAGCAGAGCUGCAGGUUCCUCUGAAGCCAUCAGCCGCCGUGAGCCCAGAGUCAAAGGCAGGGGGCGAAGCAGAGCCAGCAGCCGCUGCAGCAGGGCCCAUUCCCAGGAAUAAGAAGAGAGUGAUGGGCCCCAGCAGGCCUCCGGUGCAGCUGUCAGGACAGUAUCCACAGGAUGACCCUGAUUACUCCGUGUGGCUACCGCCUGCAGGUCAGACAGGAGACGGUCGAACUCACCUCAAUGACAAGUACGGCUACUGAGGAGGACCAACACAGAUGUCAACGAGCAGGGAGCGGCUCAUCGUCAGCCUCAGUGCUGGAAUGGAAGCGGUUGAAUUUACCACUUUUUAUUUGGAUCAGAGGAGACAAAGCAGCAUCUGAAUCAUCCAGCUUUUUAUUCUUUAGCUGCUCUUCCUGCAGACGAACCAACCUGACACCCGGUCUGCGACUCGCUCCCGUUCGGCUUCAGUCGAUCGCUGGCGUAACCUUUAACCGUUUCUCCCCUGCAAAGGGAGGGAGUGUGUGUGUGUGUGUAUCAAGAAGAGAGGGAGAGCAUAGCAGCAGCUUUUCUGACCAUCUGGACACUUGGAUGGCGUACUAGAUGAAACGUAAGCUGAUAAUGACUCAAGCUAAGUGGAGUGUGUGUUUCCAUGAGCGUACCCACACACAGUCCAAACCCAACCCUCUCGAAGUUCUCUUUUUAACAAGAUUGUCUCUGUGGGAGCUUGGUGAUUCCUUUCUCUGUGAAAUCCCACUCAGUCUUAAACUUCAGCCACACGUCCCACCCUCUCUGCUACUGUCUUUUAAACACAACAAUAAUAAAUGGAAACUCUAUUUUGUAAAAUAAUAAAGUAGUACAUAACUACAAAGAGUAAAAGUUUUUGAUUCUGUCAGCUGGUGGGAAACAAAUCUGCUCAUAUAAGCCGAAGUGCAAGACAGUCAAGAACAUUUUUGAGCAGUUCUGUUUUUGUUUUGCAUAAACUCAACUUUUAUUUUAGUUGGUUGCAAUCUUCUGUUUAACCACCAGGUGUUAGUAAAGGGAUAUUUCAUAUUAAAGUGCGCUUCUGGAGAAUCAAAGACUGUUAGUUUCAUAUGCAUGGUUCUUCUGCAGUAUAGAAUAUAAUUUAAUUAUCUCUCAGAACUAGAUAGUCUUUGAAUGUUGAGAAAUAUUGGCUUUUCUCUUUCCUGUCCUCUAAAGGUUUAAUGGAUCUGUUUAUCCCUCCACUCAUUCAAUCUAUUCCUCUCUACGCUAACCCAGUUCUUUCUCAGCUAACUAAUCAUCAGCUUGUCCAUCUGUUGAUUCUUUAUCAUUCAUCCAUAUAGUUUUAUCCCCUCAACCCUUUUGGUAUUCAUCAACCUAUUUUAUCAGUUUUUUUCUAUACACAAAUCAGUCCAUUCUCUCCUUCCGUCUCAUCUAACUAAUCAUCAGUUUUCCCCUCCAUCUAUCAUUCCAUCUCCUCAUCCUUUCUUGCAUACCUACAUUGGGGCAUGAUGGGACUACAAGGUGAACCAGUUGAACAGUUAUGGGUUUGAAUCACACUGUAGCAUCUCUGGGUACUCUGGCUUUCCUCAAGACUCCAAAAACAUGACUAAGGUUAAUUGGGUUCUUUAAAUUGCCCUUCGGUACGAAUGUGUGCAUGAUUGCUUAACGUAUGACCUGUCCAGGGUGUACCGCUCACCCAAUUACCGCUGGAGAUAACCGGUUGCCCCCAGCGACCCUGUAAGCAGGUGUAGCUGACGGAUGGAUUACUCAAUUGCAGCUCCAUGUCUUAGAUUUUCCACAUGUGGAGAUUAAAGCUUUUGCACAUUCUUUACAAAAUAGCUGAAGCUCAGUCAGAUUGAGUGGAAAGCAUCUUAACAGGAGUUUUUAAGUCAUGCCACAGAUUCUAUCACAUAAAUAUGCUUUGAUCUAAACUUUUCCAUUCUAGCUUUGGCUGUAUGUUUAGGGUUAGAAAGUGAGACCCUAUCUCAAGUCUUUGCAGCUUUUAGCUGGUUUUCUUCAAGCACUGCCCUGUAAGAAGCUCUAGAAAUGUUCCUAUAAACCAGGGGUCUGCCACCUUUACAAUCCAAAGUGCCAUUUUUUGCCCUCAGUCCAGCUAAAGAAAACUUCAGGACCAUAAAUGAUAUUUUGGAAAAAAA